AUGAAGGCGUUCAUCGUAUUCUCUAUGGCUCUGGCGAUCGCCAGUGCGGGGGCAGUCGUCGAUUCCAAGAAGGAGAAGCGUGGACUGUAUGAGCUGGGAUCUUCCCAACAGGAGUCGUAUGAGACCUAUGGUUACGAGCAUCAGCAGACCCACGGAUACUACGGCAAUGAAGAGCUGGAGAACCACGGCUUCUAUAGCAACGAUCACGUCCAGAAGGAGGUGAAACAGGUCAUCACGAAGAAGGUCCCGGUCCCAUACCCAGUUGAGGUCAAGAAGCACGUUCCAGUGGAGGUCAAGGUCCCAUAUCCAGUUGAGGUCGAGAAGAAGGUCCCGGUGUACGUCGAGAAGAAGGUCCCAGUGUACGUCGAGAAGAAGGUCCCAGUCCACGUUGACCGUCCAUACCCAGUGGAAGUGAAGGUCCCAGUCGAGUACCCAGUCUACCAGAAGGAAUACGUCGAGGUCCCGAAGCCGUACGCAGUUCAUGUAGAUAAGCCCUACCCGGUGUACGUGAAGGAGCCCGUUUACAUCGAGAAGCCAGUGCCGUUCACUGUUCUUAUCAAGAAGGAGCACAAGAAGCCGUUCUGGGGCUAA
Anopheles coustani is the source of this 591-nucleotide messenger RNA. Its product is annotated as mantle protein-like. Bases 1 to 591 code for a protein of 196 amino acids. The record is from RefSeq and is a predicted model, not a curated record. The transcript is spliced from 2 exons. NCBI's taxonomy places the organism in Eukaryota, Metazoa, Arthropoda, Insecta, Diptera, Culicidae.